AUGAAGCUUGCCCCUACUACGAAACCUCUUCUCCGAGCUCAGUUAACGUCAAGGCCGGCCAACGGGCAUGUUGCGUUCAUUCCGCAAAUAAGGAAACUCGUCUUCGAGUACUGCGACAAAUGGCCAUCAUCCGCAAAUGCCCGCAGAUACAUACAUGACCACCUCGAGGACCUUGCCCGCACCAACCCACAUGUUGAAAUUGUGGUCAAGCAGCGGAAUCAGCGUGAACCAAUAAUUCGUGGUUUCUACUUGAAUGACAGGGAUAAGGUGAUCCCGCUCAACGGCUUCGAGGUGACCGGAAUCCAGCAGAAGGUCCAACUGCUCCUUGAUGCUUCUGGUGCCAAAAUCAAGCCUUUGAAGCGUCGGACUGUGGAGAGUACAACAGAAGCUGCGAGAGGCAUCUGGAGUGGUCUACAUGUCGACCAGCCAUUCAAAAUAUAG
Messenger RNA from Postia placenta MAD-698-R-SB12, 441 nucleotides. RefSeq lists its product as hypothetical. Gene Ontology annotation, cellular component: mitochondrial large ribosomal subunit. Lineage: Eukaryota; Fungi; Basidiomycota; Agaricomycetes; Polyporales; Adustoporiaceae. Gene Ontology annotation, biological process: mitochondrial translation. The coding region runs from base 1 to 441 and encodes 146 amino acids. The transcript is spliced from 2 exons. Gene Ontology annotation, molecular function: structural constituent of ribosome. The record is from RefSeq and is a predicted model, not a curated record.